Messenger RNA from Haliotis rufescens (red abalone), 2463 nucleotides. Its product is annotated as peroxidase-like. The record is from RefSeq and is a predicted model, not a curated record. Gene Ontology annotation, molecular function: heme binding; peroxidase activity. The transcript has 13 exons. NCBI's taxonomy places the organism in Eukaryota, Metazoa, Mollusca, Gastropoda, Lepetellida, Haliotidae. Bases 16 to 2445 code for a protein of 809 amino acids. Gene Ontology annotation, biological process: response to oxidative stress.
UUGCAGUAUCAUAAGAUGCGGAGAGGCUGCUCAGCCUAUCAGAGACAAGCGCGUGUAGACAUGCAGCCAAGGUUCCUACUCCUCGUUGUGGUCGCCAUGACCAUGGGACAGACAGCAGCAGCCACAACAACUGCUGCGGAGACGGCUAUCGCUGAAACACAGAAAGACCAGCAGUAUCUCGAGUCUGGUGUUGACCGGCUCGGUGGGAUGUCCACGUCGGAACAACAUGCGGUGUUCACGUCAACAAAGCCAAAAGCAAUAACGCUUGGUAAGAUAUACAGGGAGAAACUUCUCGCGAAAAUUUCCCUGAACGCACGGCCUGCGUCAGCCACAGCAAAUGACAGCUGCAGCAGCUCCAUGGUGUGUAACAAGACCGACAUAUUCCGGUCAGCGGACGGCAACUGCAACAACAUCCAGCAUCCUGACUGGGGAAAGAGCUUCAUCCCAAUGAGGAGGUUCCUUCUGCCACAGUAUGACGAUAAUAUAUCAUCGCCGCGAACCACUGGAAGUGAUGGGACCUCGCUUGUAAGCCCUCGUCUAGUAAGCACCAAUUUGCACACACCUGACGUCGACGCCACGUCACAGAGUGACGUCACACACAUGGUCAUGCAGUGGGGUCAGUUCCUGGAUCAUGACAUCACCAAUACCCCUAUUGAACGAGGCACGGACGGAGCCGCCAUAACGUGUUGUGAGGAUGACGUCAAACGUGAGACCCUCUCCGCCGCCUUGAAUCUCACUGCCAGACAUCAGUGCUUCAACAUUGCCGUGCCACCAGGGGAUCGAAGGUUCAACCGCACAUGUCUCAACUUUGUCCGAUCAGUGCAAGUGGCCAACACAAACUGUGGCAUUAUUCCAGCAGAGCAGAUGAACCAACUGACGGCUUACAUUGAUGCAUCGCAGGUGUAUGGCUCCACAGAAGAGGAACAACAUGAACUCCGAGCUGACACCGGAGGACUGCUGAGAACAUCAUCUGACAAUCCAGAACUGCUUCCAAGAAACUCUGCGACGGACUGUGUCACUUCCGCUAAACCCAACUUCUGUUUCAGGGCCGGUGACGAGAGAGUGGACGAGCACAUGUCUCUGGCAAGUAUGCACACCAUCUGGCUGCGGGAACACAACAGAGUGGCCAGAAAGCUUGCACGUAUCAACCCACACUGGGAUGAUGAGCGGCUCUUCCAGGAAACCAGGAGGAUUCUGGGAGCCAUGAUACAGCACAUCUCCUACGCCGAAUUCCUUCCCCUCGUCCUCUCACCCAAGUUUCUCAUCAAGUUUGGUCUCCGACCAUCGACUGGUCCUGUUAAUAUUUACAAUGCCAGUAUUGAUGCCAGUGUUCGCAAUGCCUUUGCUACAGCUGCCUACCGCUUCGGCCACUCCAUGAUAAGAUCCUUCUUUAGUCGCCCAAACAAGAGAUUUAGGGGUAAAAAAAAUCUUCAACUUAGAGACUCAUUUGGAAAUACAUCCAUAAUUCUUUCAACUGCUGGCGAUGCUGUAAACGAACUAACAAGAGGGCUCCUGGUCGAUAGGGCCAAUUCUGUUGACAGACACAUCUCCCCUGAGCUUACAGACUUCCUCUUCCCAGAUGAUGAAGGUAACAGUCUCGAUCUGACGGCCUUAAACAUUCAACGUGGCCGCGACCAUGGCCUACCAGGGUACAAUGCUUGGCGGAGGUGGUGUGGACUCCCAGAAGCUGAAAACUUCUCAACCAGCCCUGGAGGUCUUGUGGAUCAUCCUGAUGAUGCUGCAGCUGCUCUGCAAUUGCUGUACAGAUCACCCGACGACAUUGAUCUGUUCUCUGGAGGCAUAUCAGAACGUCCUGUUGCCGGCGGACUGUUGGGAAACACUUUCUCUUGUAUUGUCGGCCGCCAAUUCGAGCUGUUAAAGAUCGGUGACAGAUUCUGGUAUGAGACCAAUGACGAGUAUGUCGGAUUUACGCAAGAUCAGCUGACUGAACUCCACUACACGUCUCUGUCCCGCGUGGUCUGCGACAACAUCAAGACCAAGAAUAUCCAACCUAAUGCCUUCAGAAACGCUGCACCAGGGAACGACCUCACGUCAUGCAGUCAACUGCCCAAGGUCAAUCUGAGUGCCUGGCGUGAGACUCAGAAGGGUGUGUGGUCGGCCUGGUCAGCGUGGUCAGACUGUAAACGCGGACGGAGGAAUCGGAUCAGGACUUGUGUGCAGACAGGUCUGAAAUGUACAGGGUCGAAGAAGGAGAAGGAGGCAUGCGGUUCAGACUGUGCGUUUCAGCAGUGGGGAUCAUGGGGCAACUGUGUGAAGGGCUGCCGUUACAGGAGACGGGGGUGCGACUGCAGAUCGUGCGGCCCCGCAAGCGACUUCGACACUGACAAAUGCAAGAAAAAGGGGAAGAGUCGUAGCAAGCGUUUUUGUAGACGAUUGUAUGGGAACGUGAAACCAUGGUACUUCGACACAACUGUGUCAAAAUAAAUACUGUUUGACAUGAUA